AUGCCCGGAAGUAGUGAAUUUUCAAAUUCAAGAAGCCAUUUGAAAAGGAAACAUGUGACUGAUGUAUAUUCCUCAUCGUCGUCGCGAACCGAGACUCGCAGUUCACCGCAGGGGGAUCCUAGAAUCCCAAGAACUGGUACUUCUAGUGUUACUCUCAUGCACAAUGCAUGCGAUGAACAAAGAUCGAACAAAUCCCGAAAGAAAAAUAUUGACCUUGAUUUGCUCGACUUCUGCAUGGGUGGCUUGCAUCCAUUUUCCAUAGUAGAGGAAAGGGGCUUCAAAAAAUUAUGCCGGUGGAUUCCUGGAUAUGAACUACCCACUCAGAGUGAAUUCGAUUCGAUAAUGCAGGAAGAAUAUUCAAACUUGCAUGAGAAGGUUGUGAGUCAGUUGUCAAAGGUCAAGAACAUAUGCUUGACUGCUGGCAUGUGGACCCCAUUGAAAACUGAAAGCUACCUAGCCCUUACAGGGCAUUAUUUCAAUGAAGAGUUAGAUAUGAAAACUGUUCUUUUGGGAUGCUGCCAAUUAUCUGAUACUUCUUCUACGAAUAUCGCCGAAGCAAUUUGGAAAUUGGUCGAUAAAUACGAUCUCAAAAGUAAGGUGAAUUUUAUGAUCACUAAUGAUGCUUUGAAGGCCGUCAGAGAAGAGUUGGGGUGGAAGCAUUUUGGCUGUUGUGCCGACAGCCUCAAUUCAAUUGUUGAGGACGCUCUUGAAAAUGUUAAGCCGCAAAUUGAAGAAGUGAAGCAAGUUGUGAGUUACGUAAAAAACAGCACCUCAUGUUGCAAAAUGUUAGAAGAAUAUCAAAUUCAGCAUGGACAAAGUCCGAAGCCUCUAAUCCAAGCGCUCGAUACAAGUUGGAACUCGACAUUUCUCAUGUUGAAGAGAUUUAUUGAGUUGGAAGACGCCGUCAAGUCCACGUUAGCUUCUGUGGUUCGAGAUGCAUUCAAAAUAAAGGAAGAAGAGUGGACAUUAUACAAAGAAUUAUGCCGAAUUUUAAGUCCGUUUGAUGAGAUAACCACGAGCUUAAUGAGUGACGAAAAUUACGGAACAGGAAGUUGUAUAAUUGCAAUGACUUGUUGCUUAAGCGAAGAAUGUCAAAGGCUGUUGGCGAAAACGGGCCUAUCGAAAAAAUCGCGAAAAACGGCACAGCUUCUCGAGUCGGGAUUGAAAGAGCGAUUUAAAGCCAUCGAGAAAAGUGGUACUCUUUCAAUAAACACCUUCUUGGAUCCUCGUUUUAAGACACACGGAUUUUCAAAUCAGAUUGAAGCAAUGAGAACAAAAGAAAGGAUAAGGAAAAUGAUUGUUGAAAUGAUUGCGAAAGCGGAACUGAUUACUAUUCCCGAUAACGACGAAGAUGACUCAAGUCCCUGGAAGACUAUUGAUAGGGAGAUUUGCCAAGGGACGCCAAUGUCGAUGGCACUCGAGGAGGUGGAUAAGUUCUUAUCCGAUAAGAUGCUGCCAAGGGAAGACGCUUCAGGCAACUCAACGUCUCCUCAAGAAUGGUGGAGGCUACACAAGGAUAGGUACCCGAAUUUGAAAAAAAUUUAUGAGACAAAGUGCAAUAUUGUGGCAACUUCCGUUUUAUGUGAGCAGAUAAUCUCAGAGACUAGGCUCAGAUUGAAAAGUAACAGACUAACAAGUAGUGAACUGGAACAAAUUAUGUUCCUUGUUGUGAAUUCUCCGGAAAAACGGUUUGCAGGAUUUUAG
Coccinella septempunctata (seven-spotted ladybird) is the source of this 1704-nucleotide messenger RNA. RefSeq names its product zinc finger BED domain-containing protein DAYSLEEPER-like. Gene Ontology annotation, molecular function: protein dimerization activity. The coding region runs from base 1 to 1704 and encodes 567 amino acids. The record is from RefSeq and is a predicted model, not a curated record. The transcript has a single exon. NCBI's taxonomy places the organism in Eukaryota, Metazoa, Arthropoda, Insecta, Coleoptera, Coccinellidae.